Molecule: messenger RNA, 903 nt
Organism: Lodderomyces parapsilosis
Lineage: Eukaryota; Fungi; Ascomycota; Pichiomycetes; Serinales; Debaryomycetaceae
Product: protein disulfide isomerase
Exons: 1
Coding region: 1-903 (300 amino acids)
Biological process (GO): response to endoplasmic reticulum stress
Cellular component (GO): endoplasmic reticulum lumen
Molecular function (GO): protein disulfide isomerase activity; protein-disulfide reductase activity
Source: RefSeq, a predicted model, not a curated record
AUGUACAUCUCAUACCUACUAUCCCUACUUAAUGUCCUUCUCCUAGUCACUGCGCGAGCACAAGGCGAUGAAUACGCAAGCGAUCCAAACAUUUUCGAGUUAACGGCAUCCAAUUUUGAUAAAGUUAUCCAUGGCUCAAACUAUACCUCAAUAGUUAAAUUCUAUGCACCUUGGUGUGGCUACUGCCAACAAUUAAAACCAGUGUGGAAAAAAUUGGGGAAGGCUGUGGGUAGGGAUUCCAAGCUCAGUGUUAACGUAGCUGCCGUGAACUGUGAUAAAGACUACAAUAAACCACUUUGUGCCCAAUAUCAAAUUAGUGGAUUUCCAACUGUCAUGGUAUUUCGACCACCCAAAUAUGACAAGAAUAAAGCUAUGAGCGGUAAGAGACAGAGACAUGCGAGUGAAGCAUACAAUGGACAACGGACUGUGAAAGCGAUGCUGCAAUUCUUGGGCUCUAGAUUGAAGAAUUAUGUUAAGAAAGUGCACAAUUUGGAUAGUGACUUGAUCAAAUGGAUUAAUGAAGAUUUGGAAAAAGCUAAGGUCUUGCUAAUUACAAAGUCUAAUCUGAUUAGUCCGUUGUUGAAGUCAUUGGCAAUCGAUUUUCUCACCAAAGUGGAUUUUGCAAUGUAUGGGAAACACAACGAUCAACCAAAAACCAUUGAAAUCGAUGGUAAACUGGUAGAAAUCCCCAAAACAGAUUCAUCAAUGUUGCUCUACUUUGAUAAAGAGAAAGGUGAAUUUGUAAUCUACGAUGCAACGGAAAAGCUUGAUGACAAAACUCAAUUAUCAAGAUGGAUCAGCACCGUUGCCCAGAUUGACCCGAUCGAGGGCCCAUUAUCCAAGCGCGGUAAAAAGUUGUUAAAAUACAAAGGUAAAAAGAAGGUUGAACAUGAUGAGUUGUAA